UGAUAAAUUAAAGGGGGACUGGAAACAAUAAAAAAUCCCUUUGUUCUUAUAAUCAAUCAACGUCGUGACAGAUUGCCUUUAAAACAAAAUUUACGGUAAUUCAGAAGACUGAUCUACUCAACUGGCCAACACAAAACAUAACAAUGGGGUAGACGAGAUAAGACAAGAUGUCAAAGGAAAUUGGAAAGAUGUGAAGAGAUUUCAAGUACGCUCCAGGAUGAGUCGAUUGUUCAUUGCACAGAGACUAUUGUAUUAGGACAAUCGAUUUGAAAUUCUAGUCACCAUCAAUUUAUGAUCAUUUGUUGAAUCGGGGCGAUGCUGCAAAUGCCAAGGAAAAACAAAGUUGUAUGCCUGUGAAUAGUCGGUGAAGUGCAGGUUAACAAGAGGAGCAGUCCACGAUGGAUGCUGUGUUUGAUGUAGUAACUGCUGUGAAGGAGCAUUGGAUUAUUACGUCAUUGAUGCUGGUUAUUGUUCUAGUUUAUUGGCAUUAUGUAGUAAAUUUCACUGCACUUAAGAAGCUCGGCAUUCCAGGGCCUACGCCUUUACCUCUGAUUGGUAACAACAUUACGUUCAUCUGGAAUAGCAAAACGCUGCAUACUUAUCUUUGCGAAGCUGGACAAAAAUAUGGAAACAUUUUUGGGUUAUACUUUUUGAAACUGCCAACGACUGUCGUAACGGAGCCUGAAAUCAUAAAGCACAUCCUGGUUAAAGAUUCUGACAAAUUUCAUGACCGGCCGGAUCUUGGAAUGCAGUUUCCAGAGCCACUAAAAAGCAUGGUUGCCGAGGUCAGAGGCCAAAGGUGGAAGGACAUUCACAGUAUUCUGACUCCUGCGUUCUCCUCUGGCAAACUCAGAGGCAUGAUGUACAUUAUGAACGAAGCUGGGGAUACUCUUCUAAAGAAAAUAGAAAAAGCAGCAGAAGAAAAACAGGCUGUCGAUAUUCACGAAUGGCAGCAGUCAGUGACGAUCGAAGUGAUUCUCUCUGCCGCUUUUGGGACCCUUACUGAUGCACAGACAAACCCUGACCGCAAAAUCACCAGAUGUGCCAAGGAAGCACUGGAUCCGAAACCAUGGCCUAAUAUUGCUGUAAUGUUGCCUUUUUUUGGGAGGAAAUUAGCUGAGGCAAUCAUUUUGUCUCGCUUUGGAUUCAACUGGGUUCCAAUAAUUAAUAUUGCAAAGGAGAUACUCAAGCAAAGACGACAAAUUGGAGGAGUUGCAAGAAAUGACUUGCUGCAAAACAUGCUGAAAUCCCAGCACCCCGAGAAAAAAGGUCAUCAGCUUACAGAGAAUGAGCUUAUUGCCCAAAUGAUUCUAUUCCUGCUAGCUGGGUACGACACUUCAAGCAAUGUUCUUUGCCUUACUUGCUAUCACCUUGCUCUAUACCCAGAAGUCCAAGAUAAAGUGUACGAGGAGGUCAUGCGUAUUUGUGAGUCAAAAGACACGACUACAUAUGACGAAAUUAAAGAAAUGGUUUAUUUGGAAGCAUGCAUUUCAGAAACAUUGCGUCUUUACCCGCCAAUUUUCCUGUUAUCCCGCUCCAUCGACGAAUCCUGUGUUAUAAACGGUGUCCAAUUCAAAAAAGGUAUGGGCGUCCUCAUACCCAUUUACAACAUGCACCGGAACGAAAAAUACUGGCCCGAGCCGAACGCUUUUAAGCCAGAGAGAUUUCUUCCAGAGAAUAAAGAAUCUAUUAACCAAUUCGCCUAUAUGCCAUUUGGAAAGGGUCACCGAAGCUGCAUUGGGAAGCGAUUAGCACAGAUGGAGAUAAGGACUAUCCUUGUCAGAAUGCUGCAGAAGUUUCGCAUUGUGUGUGGUCCUGAGACACCAGUGCCUUUGAAGAUCCAACCAAGAGCCAGCCAAAUUCUAUCACCCGCUGAACCAGUGUGGAUACGAUUUGAGAAAAGAGAUUAGACUUCAACACGUUGGUUUUUUCAAGCAGUAAGCAGUUAAAUUACCGGAAAAGUUUUCAAUUUGUUUAACUUUUAUUUCGAGAAAGACAAUUUUGUAAAGCGACCAAUUCAGAGUCCUCCCGUAUUGGAGGUUUAAGGUCCCUAAUUUUUUGUCUUAAAAUAAAUAUGUCAAGGAAAUGACCGGUGUUGUGGCUGCAUUA
Messenger RNA from Rhopilema esculentum, 2109 nucleotides. Its product is annotated as cytochrome P450 3A17. The record is from RefSeq and is a predicted model, not a curated record. NCBI's taxonomy places the organism in Eukaryota, Metazoa, Cnidaria, Scyphozoa, Rhizostomeae, Rhizostomatidae. Gene Ontology annotation, molecular function: heme binding; steroid hydroxylase activity; iron ion binding.